This is a messenger RNA of Aspergillus aculeatus ATCC 16872, 642 nucleotides long. RefSeq names its product PRKRIP1 family protein. Lineage: Eukaryota; Fungi; Ascomycota; Eurotiomycetes; Eurotiales; Aspergillaceae. Bases 1 to 642 code for a protein of 213 amino acids. Gene Ontology annotation, molecular function: double-stranded RNA binding; protein kinase inhibitor activity; protein kinase binding. The transcript has a single exon. Gene Ontology annotation, biological process: negative regulation of protein kinase activity. Gene Ontology annotation, cellular component: nucleolus. The record is from RefSeq and is a predicted model, not a curated record.
AUGUCCGAACCCAUCCCCGAAUCGAUCCCCACAAGCGCCGACCCGCGCAGCAAACGGCCCCUCAAGCGACGCGCCCUGAACACUCCCCAAAAUGCACAAUCCGAACAAGCCUCGCAGAUCGAAUCGCUGAUGCGGGACCCGACGCGCGAGAUCCAUCUGCCCGCCCAACGACCCCCCCGCACGGCGGGGUCGCUGCCGCCGCCGCCGGAGAUCGUCGCCAACGUGCAGGGGUCGUCGGCGGGGGCCGGGUCCGGCGAGUUCCACGUCUACAAGGCCAGCCGGCGGCGCGAGUACGAGCGGCUCCGGCUGAUGCAGAACGAGGUGAUCCAGGAGCAGGAGGACGAGGCAUGGGCACGGAAGCAGGCCGACACCAAGCGGCGGGAUGAGGAGCGGACGGAGAAGAAUCGGCGGCGGAGGGAGAAGAAGAAGCGCGCCAAUGCGAGGAAGGAAACCACUCAUAAGGCCGGUGGGGAGGAGGGGAAGGAUGGGGCGGGGGAUCGGAUGGUGGUUGAUCGGGCGGAUGAGACGGCGGCGGUGGCUGGGGAUGGUAUCGUUGCUGGGGCGGAGGGUGGGGAUAGCAAUGGCAAUGGCAAUGGCGAGGCUGGUGGGGAGGUGCAGGGGAUUAUUAUCCAUGAUGAUUGA